AUGCCUCAUUCCGGUUCAAGCAGCACCUGGGCCUCGUCAGGCGACGGGUACAGGGACGACCUCUGGUGGAACAGCACCCAGCGCCACAGGCCCCAGCUCUUCAGCAACCUCUACCAGGGUCAGUACCCCAUCAACCCCCAGCAGCAGUACUGGGGGAACCGCAACAUCAUGGUCUGGAUCCCGCAGCCGAGCCCCGCGGCGGCGUGGCCUGCCAUCUACCCUCCUAGCUACCGCGGUUGGAGGUGA
Molecule: messenger RNA, 246 nt
Organism: Diaporthe batatas
Lineage: Eukaryota; Fungi; Ascomycota; Sordariomycetes; Diaporthales; Diaporthaceae
Exons: 1
Coding region: 1-246 (81 amino acids)
Source: RefSeq, a predicted model, not a curated record